Molecule: messenger RNA, 423 nt
Organism: Verticillium alfalfae VaMs.102
Lineage: Eukaryota; Fungi; Ascomycota; Sordariomycetes; Glomerellales; Plectosphaerellaceae
Exons: 2
Coding region: 1-423 (140 amino acids)
Source: RefSeq, a predicted model, not a curated record
AUGUCGUCCCGAAGCAGAGAUACCAAGUACGCCUCUGAGGAAGAGGGCAGAGAGGAGGCGCCUCGCCAGCGCCGCUCACGCAAGGACAAGACCAAGUCGAAGCGCAAGAGCAAGCGCAGUGAAUCUGAGCAGGGCGGCGGCGGUCCCCUUGGUGGACUUGGCGGCCUCGGUGGCCUUGAUGGCGCCGGCGACACAGUAUCAGGCCUCGCCAACGGCGCGACAGGUGCCCUCGGCGGCAUCGCCGGAGGUGGCGUUUCUUACCUUAGACCCCUACCUGUUCCCCUUGCUUUUGAUCUGCCACCCACCACCUUCGUCAUACGUACCCCAUCUCCCAGUUACCGGCCAUGUUCUUACCAGGUUUCUUCGCAAAAGGACGGGCUAGCUGUUCAAGCAUCCACAUCAAAAACGGUUCAGAUGGGCUAA